Messenger RNA from Fusarium pseudograminearum CS3096, 2280 nucleotides. RefSeq lists its product as uncharacterized. The record is from RefSeq and is a predicted model, not a curated record. Gene Ontology annotation, biological process: regulation of transcription by RNA polymerase II. The transcript has 6 exons. Gene Ontology annotation, cellular component: chromosome. The coding region runs from base 1 to 2280 and encodes 759 amino acids. Lineage: Eukaryota; Fungi; Ascomycota; Sordariomycetes; Hypocreales; Nectriaceae. Gene Ontology annotation, molecular function: chromatin insulator sequence binding.
AUGGACUCGUUCAAUUCCUUACAAGACCGGCGUAACAGCUCGACUAUGUCUCCCCAGAUAGCUCAACAAAAUGUCAAUCUGGCGGGUCUGGGCCAGCCCAGGUCACAGACCACAAGUUCCUUCUAUCCGAACUGGUCUGGCGCCGGCGAUGACCUUAUGACUCCCCUUUCCUAUGAUUCCUCCAGUGCUCGUUCGCAAAUUUUCGGGUCUGCCAACUUUCAGACUUCAUAUCAAGAUUACAGGAGCAAACCCUUGUUGUCUGAGUGUGAUACAAACCCGGAAGACUCGGCUUACGGAAGUCGUCUUACUCAUAGUAUCGGUAAUCAUUCUACAUAUGGCGAAGACCUUGAUCCCGAUAUUCAAACAUUAGAUUCGCAAAACGCCGAUACUCAGCUCGUCAACAGCAAUCUCGAAUCGCUCCAACUUCAAUGCCAGGCUGCUGGCAACGCCUCUCAGCAGUAUCAGGAGCAAUGGGCUCGUCCUCGUCGUCCUGCAAGCGUGGCUGCAACACCAACAAGCGGAGAAAAGCGAUGGGGCUGCAGAGAGUGCCAGCAGUCAUGCCGUACGCGAUCGGAGCUGAGAAAGCAUGAAUUGAAGCACACUCGUCCCUGGUGUUGUAAUGUCUCGGGCUGUUCACGCAUCAAAGGAUUCACCUCAAAAAACGAUCUUGACCGACAUAAGAGGACAGUACACAGUGAUCAAACUGUUUCUGGGCGUGCCUUUGUAUGCAACAUUGGCAGUUGUGCGAAAAAGACCAAAAUAUGGCCCAGAGCAGAUAACUUCCGCAACCAUCUAGAAAGAAUGCAUCAUAAAUCAUAUUCAGCUAACGAUGAUUUGACGGAAUAUGUUUAUCGGCCCAUCCCGUCACAAGGUCUCGAGGGUAUUGGAGGAAGUGCUAUGGCAUAUCUUCAAGCUCAGGAACAAUCUCCUAACUUGGCACAUCCUUCCGCAAUCUUGUCCUCUCGCGGACACUCGGGGGACAGGCGAACUUCACAGCUUCAACUUGGCAUCAGCGGCCUGUCCCGAGGUCCAGCUUGUAUCUCAAUCGAACGAGAUAUAUCAGGUCUUGCUCCCGUACGAGAAAGCGAGGAAAAUUUUAUUCGACCUGAUAUACUCAGUGGGCCUAUUCCCGUACCCCAAGAUCGGUGGUCAGGACCUUCUCCCUCUGGAGAGGAUGCACCAGGCGAUUAUAUUACAACUUCUGAGUCUGGGCAACAUGACGAUGCUACCCCAGAUAACAUGGAUGGCGUGCAAGAAAGCGGAACUUCAGAAACGGAGGCAUCUAGCAUCAGCGACAAUUCGAGCUCCCAGCAACCCGAUAUUGGAAUGAUGGAUGUCGAUGAGGCUCAACAAAACCCAAGGGCGGUCACAUUGUCAGACCAGUCCAGCCUUGACUCUUCCAACAUCAGUCCAGACCUGACAUACGAAAUUCUUGACAAAAUUCCGAAAGAAGUGAUUGCAAGCUAUAUGAAAAAGCACUCGACUGAAAUCAGAGACGAGACGCCGAAAUCGGAUGUGCCUGGUGGCAAGAGCCAAGGCAACAUAUAUAAGUGCCAGGAUUGCGAUAAGACGUUCCCACGCCUCUGUGAGCUUAAGAAGCACCAGAAGAGGCACUCAAAACCAUACGGGUGUACCUCCAUCAACUGUAAUAAGACAUUUGGGAGUAAAAACGACUGGAAGCGACACGAGAGUAUCCAACACUAUCAGCUAGAGACGUGGGUAUGCAAUUGCACCAAGUCUGGCACCAACGAACUAUGCGGCAAGAUUUGCCAUCGCCGCGAGAGUUUCAGAAACCAUCUUACGAAAGAGCACAAAGUUUCUGACCAACAUGAACUGGAAGAAAAGGUCGACACAUGUAGAAAAGGCCGUCAUUGUGACGCCCAUUUCUGGUGCGGCUUCUGCGAGGAAACUAUCGAGACAAAGGAGACGGACAAUACGUGGACCAAACGUUGUGAUCAUAUUGAUGACCACUUCUCUGGUCGUGAUGUAGCCCAGAGGCAUAUCAGCGAAUGGGUACACGAGAAAGAUCCGAGCACCGGAAUCACUGCUACCCUGGGAGCUGCACCUGAAUCUUCGUCUAUUUCAUUUGUGCCUGAUGCCACCCCCCCUCAGCCCUCCACAUCGGAGGAUAAUAGCAUCGAAGACCGCCGAAACUGGAAAGACACAUACAUGUGGAUAUGCUGCGACUGCAAUAACGAGAAUAGCUUCCGUCACAACACAGUCCCUGUACUUAAGUAUGGGAGGAGCACCAACUUGCUGGAUAUUGCUGCUGUCUGGUAA